This is a messenger RNA of Paramacrobiotus metropolitanus, 3409 nucleotides long. Its product is annotated as neuroendocrine convertase 1-like. Gene Ontology annotation, biological process: protein processing. Gene Ontology annotation, cellular component: Golgi membrane; trans-Golgi network. Gene Ontology annotation, molecular function: serine-type endopeptidase activity. Lineage: Eukaryota; Metazoa; Tardigrada; Eutardigrada; Parachela; Macrobiotidae. Bases 945 to 3086 code for a protein of 713 amino acids. The record is from RefSeq and is a predicted model, not a curated record. The transcript has 14 exons.
UGUGCGCUGCUUUUUAAUUAACCCGCGUCGCGUAAUCGGACGCAUCCAGCGCCAAAUCGUCGCUGACCUUAUAUGCACCGGCAGAUAGAGGUGCAUUUAGCCACCGGCGACUUCGUUUUCCUCCAGUCACUUUCACUCGACCUACAUUUUAUCUUCUACCAUUGUUGGCGCGGAGUGGAUUAAAUAUACGAAUGCGUGCUCCAGAUUGUGGAGUACGGGAUUGUUUUAUUCGCUGUCUUGUUGUUGAUUGAAUGUACAAAGUACAUACAUAUAUGACAUAUUGUGGAAUACUCACAUGCACAGGCGUACGGUUGUGUUUUGGUACGGCUUGGAUUUCACGACAAAGUUGGCAGUGAUAUAAGGACAGUAAUAUACCGCCGCAAGCGACCAUAUUCCAGCCCAGGAAAACCCGGCAUCUUAGAGCAUCUUAAACAAUCAUCCACUUUCACUUCCGAUUAUCCCAUUUUGCUGCUGCCGCGAUCUGUGGUACAUCAUGUAAGAGAGCAACAAGGACGAUUAUCAACGUGACCACAAUGCUAACACGCCGGCGUGUGUGUCAACAUGUUGAUUGCGCUUCCUUCACCGCCCACCCAAGACGCAGCAGCAGCGGCAUAACACACGUUCCGGAAUGCCAAUUUUUAUUGCCUAAAUCCUUUUAACCGAACCAUCGUCAUAUCGCUAGUAUAAAAUAACCCUGUUCCGCCUCAGAAACGCCACCACUUACUCCAUCCCCGUUUAAAUUUUCGACCACCGGAAGUGCUUUCUAUAUACAGCACGAUCGGAUUUUGCUUAUCAUCGUUUUUUCCGUAAUUUUGUAAUUUUUUUUAAAAACAUUUGUAAAAAUAGUAAUCUCAUAAGUAAGCCGGCAAUAUUUACCAUGGAUAGUAUAUGAAAUUAAUUGUAUCGUUAGCUAAAUUGUCUUAUGUUAGCCGCCUUCGUCGGGGAUGAUGAAUGUACAGAUAUCAGAAAGGGCACGCGUCUGGACAGUCAUAACAUUGUGUUUGUUGGGUUAUUUUAUGCCGUCUUGCUCGGCCAGUUAUGUCAACGAAUGGCUGCUGGAAGUGCCGGGUGGGCCGAAUAUGGCCAAGGAUGUCGGUGAUCAGUAUGGAUUUCAGCUUGUUAAACAGUUUUCAGAUGGCUUUCCUAACAUUUAUGUCUUUCGGAAAAAGCAUUGGCCGGCCCGCCGGAAGCGCGGAGUGGAUGGGAACGUUACGAAAUCUUUAACGACUGAUCGGCGGAUACGUUGGGUCGAGCAGCAAUCAGCGAAAGUGCGCACGAAACGUGACUUCAUUCACCGUGAAGCUGGCGAAGUGGACGUGAGUGGAACAUCCAAUGUGCUGCUGCAUCAGGACCUCCUGGAAGCCGGCAGCAGUGCCGGAACCGGACGCCUGCCGGCUAACAAGCAAUCACAUGCGCAAUCCGACACAUCGCUCUUCAAUGAUCCCAUGUGGUCACACCAGUGGUACAUGUUAGACGAACUGGUACCCAGCGGGCGUGCCAUGCGCUCCAUGAUCCCCUCGGACCCCAAAAUCAGCAGUCUCAACGUCUUCCCGGCAUGGCAGUCGGGAUACACCGGUCAGGACAUUGUAGUAACCAUUCUGGACGAUGGAGUGGAAACCAAUCACACCGAUCUGAUAUCGAAUUAUGAUCCAGAUGCAAGCACAGAUAUCAACGGCAAUGACCGGGAUCCAUCGCCGCGCUACGACAAUCCCGAGGACACCCAUCACGGAACGCGAUGUGCGGGAGAAGUGGCCAUGCAGGCUAACAACAACAUUUGCGGCGUGGGCAUCGCCUACAACGCCCGCAUCGGCGGUAUCCGGAUGUUGGACGGCAUUGUCACCGACCGGGUGGAGGGCGAGGCGUUCUCCUUCAACAACAACUACAUCCACAUUUACAGCUCAUCCUGGGGACCGAGCGAUGACGGGAAGACCGUGGAGGGACCGGGUCUGAUGGCGUCUAGGGCCUUCGAAAAAGGUGUCACCGAGGGUCGCCAAGGAAAGGGAGUUCUGUAUAUUUGGGCGUCCGGCAACGGAGGAAUUAACGGCGAUAGUUGCGCGUACGACGGGUACGCCUCUAAUAUCUUCACCCUCAGCGUCGGCAGCACCACGGAACGGGGACAUUUUCCUAUCUACGGGGAGAUCUGUGCGUCCACCAUGGCCGUAACAUAUUCCAGUGGAUCGCUCAAAGAGGGCAAAAUUAUUAGCACGGAUAUUCUGAACAGCUGCACAACCGAACACACCGGCACAUCCGCCUCCGCACCAUUAGCCGCCGGCAUGAUCGCCUUGGCACUGGAAGCGAAUCCCAGUCUGACGUGGAGGGACAUGAAGCAUAUUGUGGCGUGGAGUGCCGAUCCUUUUCCGCUGCUGAACAAUCCCGGCUGGAGCGUCAACGGCGCCGGAUUGCUGGUCAGCCCGGCAUUCGGCUUUGGUCUGAUGGACGCCAAUAAGUUGGUAAAAGCGGCCAAAGUCUGGCAGACAGCCCCGCCAAAGGUCAAAUGCGUUGUACGGAAAGCUGGCGUGGAAGAUCUUGCGUUUACUCACAACCGCCCGUUGCGGGUACAGGUUCGAACGCAGGCGUGCCACGAGAGCGGCAACGAAAUUAAUUAUCUGGAGCAUGUGGAGACCGUUCUGUCGCUUUCCCAUCCUAAGCGCGGUGCCGUGCGAAUAUUUCUGGAAAGCCCCAUGGGUACUCGCACAUUAAUCGCACCCCGCCGGGAUGCCGACGUGGCGCCGGAUGGUUUGAAUGGAUGGUCAUUUGUGUCUGUCCACAACUGGGGAGAAAAUCCACGCGGAAUGUGGACAGUCAUAAUGGAAAGUCAUGCGAAUCAGAGCAUCGGGUCGCUGCACUCAUUGCGGCUAAUCUUCCAUGGAACAAAGCAGGAGCCGGCAUCCACCCGCAUUCUCCGCGACUGGCGCAUCAAACAAGGCGCCGCUUUCCAUCCGGAUCUGAAUCAGCCAGUGGCUCCGCCGGUGGUGGCGCUCAUUUUCCCCACAUCCACACAGGAUUCGGCGGCAAAACCGGCAAAUCUCACGGCCGCGCCCGGUUCAUCCCAUACAUUUAUCGACUGGUUGAAAAGCUGGGGCUGACCAUUAUCGCAAUAUUUUUAUUUUUAAAUACAUAUAAAAAAAGAACAUUAAUGGCGAUUCUAAGGCUGUCAUAACUACAGUAAAUCGAUGAUUUCCAUUAAUACAUACAUAAAAAAUUUAGCCGCCCGCGCUGCGGUUGGGCUUUACCGAUGCGUUUUCAGCAUAACUAAGUACUGCGAAGCGGAAAAGUGAUCUCAAAAUGCACUGAAGUUAUUACAAGACGAAGUGUACUAACUUUUUGGCCGGUCUUCCUGUUCGUUGUUUGUAUCGAGGUUCUAUAUUUUUGCUCGGUUUAAUGCAGUGUGCGCGUUGACGAUUAAAAU